This is a messenger RNA of Dujonia railenensis, 3924 nucleotides long. The record is from the annotation of a GenBank genome assembly. Lineage: Eukaryota; Fungi; Ascomycota; Pichiomycetes; Serinales; Debaryomycetaceae.
AUGAUCAAAGACAUCCAAGAUGACGAUAUAAUGGAGGUUGAUUCGAAGGCAAAGGAGCAAGUCCAGGAGACUGAAAUCGUAUCAAUUGAUGAUGACGAUGCAGUAUUGGUCGAAGAAAUCGACGAUGAUGAUGAGGAGGACGUUGAUGAUGAAGUCGAGAAGGAACAGGAAGCUGUUGCACAAGGGAAGCAGCCUGCCGUCAACUCAUUCCCCAAUGCCAAAGACUUUGACAAACUCGCCAAAAAGCUCAUGAAACCAAUACAGGAUUAUCCUGUGGUGGAACAGACCCACCACAUAUGGGAAAUCAAAGAUUGGAACGGGAUGAAGGAAAACAAAAUCAGGGGCCCAUCGUUUGAAUGCGGUGGUUACACUUGGAACAUCCUCUUGUUCCCUAAUGGUAACAACAAUAAUCAAUUAGCCAUUUACAUUGAGCCGCAUCCAGUGUUGAAGGGCGGAGAAGAGGACAUAGAGCAAAAUGAUAAAGAUUGGUAUGUUUGUGCCCAGUUUGGGUUGGACAUCUGGAAUCCAAAUUAUCCUGAAGCUCACAUGUCUUCAGGCUCCUUUCAUAGAUUUAAUAAAAACGAAAGCGAUUGGGGGUUUUCGAAUUUUAUCGACUUGAAAAAUUUAUAUUCGAAUAACUUCUUACAAAGACACCAGACAUUAUCAUCCUCGGGAGCUUCGCCAUCAUCUAAUAGCAAACCGCACGCAAUUUUGGAAAGCAACCAAUUGAAUAUAACUGCUUAUGUUAAAAUUAUAGAUGACAGCAGUACCGGAGUGCUCUGGCACUCAUUUAACCAGGAUUAUGAUUCAAAAGCAGCCACUAGCUACGUGGGUUUGAACAAUCAAGGUGCUACAUGUUAUUUGAAUUCAUUACUACAGUCAUAUUACACAACUAAGAUUUUCCGUAAACUUGUUUAUCAAAUCCCGACUGAUUCACACGUGAAUGGGAAAUCGGUACCCCUUUCAUUGCAAAGGAUUUUCUAUCAAUUGACAAAUUCCAGUGAACCAGUAGGAACUUUAGAGUUGACUAGAUCUUUUGGUUGGGAUUCGUCUGAUGCCUUUACACAGCAUGAUGUUCAAGAAUUGAAUAGAAUUUUGAUGGAUAAAUUGGAAAGUGCCAUGAAAGGUACAAAAAUUGAGAAUUCCUUGAAUCCUAUAUUCGUGGGUAAGAUGAAAUCUUAUAUUAAAUGUGUGGAUGUCCCAUAUGAAUCAUCGAGGGUAGAAGAUUUUUGGGAUAUCCAAUUAAAUGUCAAGGGUUUCCAAAAUUUGGAACUGGCCUUCCAGAAUUAUAUUGAAGUCGAAAUGCUUGAAGGUGAGAACAAAUAUCAAGCUGGUGAAGAAUAUGGAUAUCAAGAUGCUAAAAAGGGUGUCGUUUUUGAAUCUUUCCCUCCCGUUUUGCAUUUACAGUUGAAGAGAUUUGAGUAUGACUUUAUGAUUGACGAUUUAGUCAAAAUAGACGAUUACUUCAAGUUCCCUGAUGCCAUCGAUUUGAGUCCAUACUUAGAUGAAGAAUUGCCAAAGGAGGUCAAAAAGGAAAAUUGGGUCUAUAAAUUACAUGGUGUGUUAGUACAUCAGGGAAGUAUAUCUAAUGGUCAUUACUACGCCUUGAUAAAACCAAGUGCCUCGAAUAAACCUGGUUCCACAGGAUGGUUGAGGUUCGAUGAUGAUAAGGUAUGGAAGGUCACUCCGACCCAAGUUUUUUAUGAAAAUUUUGGUGCACAUGAACUUCAAACUGAACAGAUCAUGAAAAUGACUAAAAGUGAGCAAAAUGAAUAUAUGAUCAGAAGACCUACUUCAGCAUAUAUGUUGGUUUACUACAGAGAAUCAAUGUUAGAUGAAGUCUUACCUGAAGAUAGUAAUAAUAUGGAGCUGAUGAUUCCAAAACAUAUCGCUGCUAAUUUGAAGGCAGAACAAGAAGAGAGACUGAAAAUUGAAAAGGCAAAACAAGAAGCAUUGUAUUAUAUCAAUGUCAAAGUGGUAACCAACAAAAACUUCAUUAAGUAUAAUUCAUUUGACUUAUAUCCUGAUGUUAGAAAUGAGAGAUUCUAUGAGCCUUCAUUAUUUGAUAAGGAUUCCAACCCGUUGGUUAUCAAGUUCAAGAAAGAAGAUCCAUUUAGAAAUUUGUAUUAUGAAAUUGGAAAGACCUUAGGAUUAAUUAAUGAAGAUAACAUAAGUAAAACUGAUAUCGCCUCAUUGCCCUACCGCCUAAUAUCGAUGAAUCAUAGAAAUAAUCAUACCAAUAGGUCAGAUACGCCAAUCCCAGAAGAUUUGUUGGACAAACCUACAAUUCAAGUAUAUCAUGAAUGCUUCAAUAGGAAAUAUGAUGAAAUGUGCUUUUUUAUUGAAGAAAAAGGUAAGGAAUUAAUCACAAUUACUAAUGAUUUAGAAAAUGGACUUGGAUCGCCGGUUGAUUUUAAGUUUGCAGAUGUAUUUGAUAAAAUUGAGGCUGAUAAGAAAGAUACGGCCGUCGCUCAAUUCCAACCAAUAUUUGAUAACUCAAGUUACAUAAUGCUUUUUAUCAAAUAUUUUGAUCGUGUUACAGGAGAAUUAAGAGGAUUGACCCAUGUCACUGUAUUAAAGGAUGAGAAUAUCAGCUCUUUACUAAAGCCUAUCAAUAAACUUUUGGGUUUCAAGGAUACUACUCAAUUAUUAAUAUUUGAAGAGGUCUCUCCAAGCAAACUUGAAGCAUUGCAAGUCGAUACUAGUUUUGAGAAGAGUGAACUUUCGAAUGGUGAUAUUCUUUGUGUUCAAGCAAAUGAAGUCAUUCCAAACGAAGUCAGCAGUGUUAGUAAGUACUAUAAAUUCUUAUUUACAAGAUUCCAUGUGAUCCUGUCACCUUUCCACCCUAAUGAGCUGGAAGAAGACUCCGAUUUUGUUGAUGAGCAACCUUCUGAUGUUACAAAGAAAGACGAUAAGACUUUUGAUUUUUGGAUUUCCAUUCAAUCUUCGUACUUGGAGUUUGCCACUGAAAUCGCUAAAAGAAUCGAUGCCAACCCAGCGUACUUGAGAAUUUUCGCUGUAAACAAUCAGAAUGUCAAAUUUCCAUUGAAGAGAUUGACUUCAAUUCAACAAAUAUUUGGGAAGACAGUUAAUGCAAGCCAAAUUACUAAAUUUGAAUAUGAAUUAUUAAAUAUACCAUUGGAAGAGUAUGAGAACAUGAAAUUAAUUAAGUUUAAUUGGCUCACUAGUUUGGUCCAUUUCCAAACAUUUGAACUUUUAGUUCCAAGAAAGGGUCUUGUGGGUGAAGAUUUAAUGCAAAAAAUUUUGCACAAAAUUCAAGUUUCAGAAGAAAGUUUACCAAAUAUUUUGAUUUGGUCGGGAGUAAAUCAUAAAUAUGUAGAUAUUAUCAAGUUCGAUCGAGAAAUUAGUACCAUUCCAGAUAAUUUCGAGCUAUACGGAGCUGUUUUACCGGCCGAAGUAGAGACAUUGGUUAAUUAUGAUAUGGUUAAGAGGUUUGAGGGUAAAAUUGAACAUAACUCAAAUGAAUGUGCCACCAACGAAAACUCACAUGUUGUUCCUCCGGAUGCAGCCAAAGAAGUGGAGGAGAUUGAAGCGUAUGAGUUGGAACAAGUUAAGAACUUCAAUAGGAAGCUUAAUAUGAUACCAGGAUUCCAUUUCUACAAGAAUUCUUCAUAUCACCAUGGUAUUCCUUUUAUAUUCCCAGUAUUUCCAGGAGAAAAGUUUGUUGAAACUAGAGCUAGAUUGAGAGCCAAGAUGGGACUUGGAAGAAAAGAGUUCGAUAAAAUCAAAUUCGCCUUAGCAGACUUGAACGACAAGGGUCGUUACAUAGAUCACGAAAAUGAUGAGUUUGUUUUAUACGAUGAAAUCAAGAAACACCAAGAGCAAUUGUCCUUGGCGUUAGACCACCCUGAUCGUUCGGCUCGUCGUCAAACACAAUUUGACAGAGGCAUUUCAAUUAAAUAA